GGAGCAAGCGAGGGAGCCGAGCCGAGCCGAGAGAAAGAGCCGCCGGGCGCUGCCUCGCCAGACCUCGCAGGGACCGCGGGGCCACCGGGAGGCACUUUCCGUGGAGGGGAGUGGGGGCAGCCGCGGCGCCCGGAACAGCCGAGCGCAGCGUGGGGCGGGCUGCGACCUCUGCCUCAGUGGAUUGUAUUUUAAAUUAAGGAUUCCCAGCAGCUCUUCGGGAUUUUUACAGUUCCACUCAUGUGUUGACACCACGUUCUGGUGAAACUCGCUCUAAGAGCAUCUAGCGCCUGGGACCUGAGACGAAGUUGGUCUUUCGUGCAUGCAAAUCCCGGGAUUUUGGUUCUUUUUGGGGUUUCUUUUUCUUUUUUUCCUUUUGCAAGGGGUAAGAAAGGAGCUGAGGGUAUCAACAAACCUGCCUUUCGGAUUCUUGAGGAAAAGCCUAUGUAGUUAAGCCCUUGGGUUUUGGAGGCAGGCUUCCCAAGAACAUUUGGGGGGUUCGGCGCGAGCGCUUUGUGCUCACGGACCAGCCGCGCAACUUUUGAAGGCUUGCUGGCCCAUGCGGGAUCUUUCUGGCGGAGCGGUGCCUGCAGCCCCCCUAAAGCGUGGGGGCUGGAGUUGCUGAGCAGUCCGGCCGCCGGGUCCAUGUAGCCGCUGGCCCGGCGCGGACUGCGGCUCGGCGAGCGCGUGUUCCUGGCCGCCCUUGCCAGGCUGUCCUGCCUCGGCGAGCUCCCUCAUGUUGCAGCCCUGCGGCGCCCCUUCGACGACAAGCUGUGCGCGGUCUGCACGGCGCCCCGCGGCGGAGCUUCAUGUGGGGCUGCGGCCCGCGCAGCCGGCGCCUUGCUGAGGGAACGGACCCCCGGUAACCGGAGACCGCCUCCCUCCUUCCCCUGGCGCCAAACGAUAUCGUAUGUUCAGGUCCAAACGCUCGGGGCUGGUGCGGCGACUUUGGCGAAGUCGUGUGGUCCCCGAUCAGGAGGAAGGCGGCGGCGGCGGCGGCGGCGACGAGGAUGGGAGCUUGGGCUGCCGAGCUGAGCCGGCCCCGCGGGCACGAGAAGGCGGAGGCUGUGGCCGCUCUGAAGUCCGCCCGGUAGCCCCACGGCGGCCCCGGGACGCAGUGGGACAGCGAGGCGCCCAGGGCGCGGGGAGGCGCCGGCGCGCAGGGGGCCCCUCGAGGCCCAUGUCGGAUCCCGGGGCUAACGGUGGGGGCUCUCCUCUGGAAGUGGCGGAGCCAGGAGGCCCAGGCUGGCUGCAGGAGAGUGACUGCGAGACGGUGACCUGCUGUCUUUUUUCCGAGCGGGACGCCUCCGGCGCGCCCCGGGAGGCCGCCGACCCUUUGGCCAGGACUUCCCUGGAUCCGGUAGGCGGCGGGAGGAGUCGCGAAGCCCGCUCGCGGUUGCUGCUGCUGGAGCAGGAGCUCAAGACGGUCACGUACUCGCUGCUGAAGCGGCUUAAGGAGCGCUCGCUGGAUACGCUGCUGGAGGCGGUGGAGUCCCGCGGCGGCGUGCCGGGUGGCUGCGUACUGGUGCCGCGCGCCGACCUCCGCCUGGGCGGUCAGCCUGCGCCGCCGCAGCUGCUGCUCGGCCGCCUCUUCCGCUGGCCCGACCUGCAGCACGCCGUGGAGCUGAAGCCUCUGUGCGGCUGCCACAGCUUCGCCGCCGCCGCCGACGGCCCCACUGUGUGCUGCAACCCUUACCACUUCAGUCGGCUCUGCGGGCCAGAAUCACCACCACCCCCUUACUCUCGGCUGUCUCCUUGUGACGAGUACAAGCCACUGGAUCUAUCUGAUUCCACAUUGUCAUACACUGAAACGGAGCCCACCAACACCCUCAUCACUGCUCCAGGCGAGUUAUCAGACGCCAGCAUGUCUCCAGAUGCCACGAAGCUGAGCCACUGGUGCAGCGUGGCAUACUGGGAACACCGGACACGAGUGGGCCGCCUCUACGCGGUGUACGACCAGGCCGUCAGCAUCUUCUACGACCUACCUCAGGGCAGCGGCUUCUGCCUGGGCCAGCUCAGCCUGGAGCAGCGCAGUGAGUCAGUACGGCGAACACGCAGCAAGAUUGGCUUCGGCAUCCUGCUCAGCAAGGAACCGGAUGGUGUGUGGGCCUACAACCGUGGCGAGCAUCCCAUCUUCGUCAACUCUCCGACGCUGGACGCGCCUGGCCGCACCCUCGUUGUGCGCAAGGUGCCACCUGGCUACUCCAUCAAAGUGUUCGACUUUGAGCGCUCGGGCCUACUCCAGCACGGGCCAGAAACGGAUGCCACCGACGGCCCCUACGACCCCAACAGUGUCCGCAUCAGCUUUGCCAAGGGCUGGGGGCCCUGCUACUCGCGGCAGUUCAUCACCUCCUGUCCCUGCUGGCUUGAGAUCCUCCUGAACAACCACAGAUAGCAGCAGCUGCCGAGGCAACAGCUCUGUGUGGAGGGCCAGGCAGGGAGGCUGUGGCCACCGCCAUCAGCUCACCGCAAAGGGGCCAGCGCGCCCAGAGACACAGCUCCCAUGGACGAAACUCCCCAAAUAUAAUCUACCUAGAUUUAAUAUAAAGUUUUAUAUAUUAUAUGGAAAUAUAUAUUAUACUUGUAAUUAUGGAGUCAUUUUUACAAUGUAAUUAUUUAUGUAUGGUGCAAUGUGUGUAUAUGGACAAAACAAGAAGACGCACUUUGGCUUAUAAUUCUUUCAAUACAGAUAUAUUUUCUUUCUUUUCUUCCUUCCUCUUCUUUGUUUUUAUUUUUUAAGAAAAUGAUACAGCAGAGCUAGGUGGAAAAGCCUGGGUUUGGUGUAUGGUUUUUGAAAUAUUAAUACCCAGACAAAAAGCUAAUACCAGUCACUCAUUGAUAAUAAAGUAUUCGCAUACAGAUUUUUUU
This is a messenger RNA of Orycteropus afer afer, 2865 nucleotides long. RefSeq names its product SMAD family member 6 (gene SMAD6). The record is from RefSeq and is a predicted model, not a curated record. Gene Ontology annotation, biological process: SMAD protein signal transduction; anatomical structure morphogenesis; BMP signaling pathway. Gene Ontology annotation, molecular function: transcription regulator inhibitor activity; I-SMAD binding. Lineage: Eukaryota; Metazoa; Chordata; Mammalia; Tubulidentata; Orycteropodidae. Gene Ontology annotation, cellular component: heteromeric SMAD protein complex.